Anopheles bellator is the source of this 2116-nucleotide messenger RNA. RefSeq lists its product as uncharacterized. The coding region runs from base 1 to 1392 and encodes 463 amino acids. The transcript is spliced from 4 exons. The record is from RefSeq and is a predicted model, not a curated record. Lineage: Eukaryota; Metazoa; Arthropoda; Insecta; Diptera; Culicidae.
AUGAGCAAAUCACCCGGAAGUGUCGUGUCGUCAGAUGAAACUCAAAGUAUCAGCGAUGAAUCGUUGGCCAUUUCAGCAGCCAACUCGCAAACGUCGCUGAAAUCGGUUGGUGUCGCCAAGGGGCCAAAAAAACCACCCAAGGAUGUAGAGCACCAGUCGGCGACAGCCAAAGAGAGGCCACCAUGGCGUCCAGCAAGCGUUACCGCGCUACCUCCCCCACCGAAACCGGACAUCAAAACCCGCCUUCUUGAGGCUUCCAAACGGAUGCGCCGUGUCAAUGCGUCAGUGCAAACCGAUCCGGUACACACGAAGCUGAUGAAAGAAGUGUCCACCGAUGAGCAGACGGAUUUGAUACCGAUGGUCGACGAAGAAAUACUUACCGACGGUAACCUGGUGAUGAGAGAGAUCGGCAACCUGAUCCUGACCCAUUCGGUGGCCCAAAUGACUGAAGGCGUGAAGACCUGCGACAGUGGCACCCAAACAGCCAUACCGCGGAGUGGCAUUUCGUUUCGCAAGUUUUUGGACCCUUUGACCGGUAGCGAACAGCCACUGGCGGCUUCAGCUCCUGCACCAGCACAGGCAACAGCGUCCUCGGCGAACGGACAGCAGAAACCGUCCGCGUCGGACAAAUCAGAAUCAGGAUCAAAGGGGGACGAAGUUUCUCCGGGUGGAAGUUUCUUUAUGGCAACGAUCGGCGAUGCGGUACCGGAUGGAGCAGCGGGCGGGGCCCAGGACGAGCUCUGCUCGUCGCGGAGCAGCAGCGACAGCAUCAAGGAACCGAACACACCGGAUUUGAUUAGCGCUACGGUCGAGGGGGACCCAUCGCCCCACCGAGGUCACCUUCUCGAAACGCCUACGUUUGCGGCGUGGCAAGAUCUGGACUUUUCCGACGACGACUCAGAGCAGUACGUGGCUCGCGAGUUACCGCGGCGCUCGAUCGGUGAAGGCGACCGACCGUGGGCUGAAUUUAAGGAUCUCGUCAUUGGUUCGCGGGUGGCCAACAUGCGGCUCUCGCCCGUUCCUCCCAGGCGACCGCGUGCCCCAAACCAGAAGACCGUCACCUGGAGCGAUCGGCAGCAUCGGGCCGUCUCGAAGUUGCUUACUGAAGCGUCCGCUCUAGUCGAUAUGUUCGAUCAUGUUUCGCUUCUGCUGGGACCGGACAUCGAGCUGCACAAGUUGCCGCCGCAACAGGAGUUUAGUCUACCGCCACCGAAGUGGGAGCCAUUACUGGCCAAGUCCUGCGACCUACUGGAGGAAAAGCUGGCCCAGGUGCGCCAUCUAUCGGUGGGCGAUUUCGACGGAAGCAGCCGAACCUGCAAAGAGCUGGAUCCCACUGGAAGAAUGUCCUGCGUUUCGCCCCUCUCGUGUGAUAUUGGCCCUGAAAAUGUUUAAAGCGCGAUUUGGUUGCGGCAGCCAGGUCCAACGUGUAUUUCACAAACUUCUACCACAUUCGAAGAGCACCAACGACUAUAGCGUACCACCAAGUCCAACCGUGCACGUGUGAAGAAACUGCUGCACCCGGAACUUGAUCGUUGCAAUUGUCCGCGCCACACUCAUGGCAUACGGUCAACUGAAAAGCGCUACCAAAAGCUUCGGUUCCCUGAACGGCCAGUAGAGCACAUUCGCCACUCACCGCACAGCCACGCCAUAUCCGUUCGCCUGCGCCAGCAGCUUGCAGCCGGUGGUAGCCGCAGGUCGAUUGUACCGGAUUGUCCGCCGAGAAGAUCGGGCAUUGCUGCCUGCUCACGGUGCUAAGGUCGUCGCAGUUUCCAUCGCUGCCGUCUGUGUCACAAGUGUAGCACUGCAACGCAUCCGACGGUAUCAGUAAGGCAAUCACGAGCAGCGACGCAGCGAUCAUUUUACUUGUGUGGUCGCGGAGUCUUUAGUAGAUCUGACGGUAGCAAUUGUGGCUCAGCGACUAUCUAGUCACGGCGCAGCGAACUUAUGAUGAGUGGCACUCUAUAGGAUGGCGCUCUCCAGCUUGAGCCAUCGGUCACCCGGAAAACGCACUGGACAAUUGACCGCCCGUGAACGCGGCUUAUCGACAAUCGACGUUCGCUCGUGGAGCUUGCAGUAAAGGAUAGGCUGUACUUUGCGCUCGUUUUCUAAUCUUAUU